AUGUUCUCGUCGCGCACCGCCACCACCGGCGCCAUCCGCCGCCUGCAGGUCGAGUACAAGCAGCUCACCAGCGACCCGCACUCGCUUUUCCCCGCCACCGGCCCCAUCAGCGAGGACGACUUCCUGACGUGGGAGGCGCUGCUGCCGGGACCCGAGGACACGCCGUUCGAGGGCGGCGUCUUCCGCGCUGAGCUCAAGUUCCCGCCGUCCUACCCGCAUGACCCGCCGACGAUGAAGUUCGACCCGCCGAUCUUCCACCCGAACGUCUACCCCGACGGCACGGUGUGCAUCUCCAUUCUCCACGCAGCUGGCGACGACCCGAACAUGUAUGAGUCGUCCUCUGAGCGCUGGAGCCCCAUCCAGUCGACGGAGAAGAUCCUGCUCAGCGUCCUGAGCAUGCUUGCCGAGCCGAACGUCGAGUCGGGCGCCAACAUUGAUGCCUGCAAACUGCUGCGCGACGACCCCAAGGCGUACGAAGAGAAGAUCCGCGCCUCGGUGCGCGAGCAGCUCGGCCUCUAG
Molecule: messenger RNA, 519 nt
Organism: Tilletiopsis washingtonensis
Lineage: Eukaryota; Fungi; Basidiomycota; Exobasidiomycetes; Entylomatales
Product: putative QRI8-E2 ubiquitin-conjugating enzyme
Exons: 6
Coding region: 1-519 (172 amino acids)
Cellular component (GO): endoplasmic reticulum; cytosol
Source: RefSeq, a predicted model, not a curated record